AUGAAGGAAAUGAAGGAGAUUCAACACAAGACAUUGAGAGUGAAUGGAAUAAACAUGCACAUAGCUGAAAUGGGCCAAGGCCCAUUAGUCCUAUUCCUUCACGGCUUCCCGGAACUAUGGUACUCAUGGCGCCACCAAAUGCCGUUCAUGGCAGCCCACGGCUACCGGGCAGUGGCCCCCGACCUACGCGGGUUCGGGGAUACCACUGGAGCACCCAAUGAUGACUUCACCAAGUUCACCACCCACCAUGUUGUUGGUGACAUUGUGGAACUUCUUAAUAUCAUUUCCCCUGACCAAGAGAAAGUGUUUGUAGUGGGCCAUGAUUGGGGAGCUAUGAUUACUUGGGCUUUGUGUUUGUAUAGGCCCGAUAAGGUCAAGGCCCUUGUUAACAUGAGUGUUCCUUUCACUCCACGAAACCCAAUUAUUAGGCCCAUUGCUCGUCUACGUGCUACUUAUGGAGAUGAGUACUAUAUUAUCAGAUUCCAGGAGCCUGGGGAAAUAGAAGAAGAAUUUGCUCAAAUAGGGACCAAGACAGUGUUGGAGAAGCUAUUGACUAACCGAAAUCCUGAACCACUGAUGUUGCCUAAAGGAAAGCCAUUUGAUCAAAGUCCAGUCAAAUUACCCCCUUGGCUGACUGAAAAAGAAGUUGAUUACUAUGCUACCAAAUAUGAGCAGACUGGCUUCACUGGUGGAUUGAAUUAUUACAGAGCACUAGAUCUAAACUGGGAACUGACAGCACCAUGGACUGGGGCUAAAGUAAAAGUACCAGUGAAGUUCAUAGUGGGAGAUUUGGACAUAACUUAUAAUGCAGCAGGAGUCAAGGACUAUAUACACAAGGGUGGGUUAAAGAAAGAUGUACCCUUUCUAGAAGAUGUGGUUAUCUUGAAAGGAGUAGCUCAUUUUCUUCAACAAGAAAAACCUGAUGAAGUUAACAAGCACAUACAUGACUUCUUGCAGGGCUUUUCUUCCUCUGAUUAAAGGUUCUGCACUUCGAAAUU
Molecule: messenger RNA, 998 nt
Organism: Nicotiana attenuata
Lineage: Eukaryota; Viridiplantae; Streptophyta; Magnoliopsida; Solanales; Solanaceae
Product: bifunctional epoxide hydrolase 2-like
Exons: 3
Coding region: 1-978 (325 amino acids)
Molecular function (GO): hydrolase activity
Source: RefSeq, a predicted model, not a curated record